Haliotis rubra (blacklip abalone) is the source of this 1636-nucleotide messenger RNA. Its product is annotated as histamine H4 receptor-like. Gene Ontology annotation, biological process: G protein-coupled receptor signaling pathway. The transcript is spliced from 3 exons. NCBI's taxonomy places the organism in Eukaryota, Metazoa, Mollusca, Gastropoda, Lepetellida, Haliotidae. Gene Ontology annotation, molecular function: G protein-coupled receptor activity. Gene Ontology annotation, cellular component: membrane. The record is from RefSeq and is a predicted model, not a curated record. Bases 178 to 1209 code for a protein of 343 amino acids.
CCUUUCGUAACCAGCGGAGUCGUUUUAAUCUGGUAAUUGGACGUAAAAUUGGGACACACUGCCUAGUUUUCCGCUUUAGACGUUGUCACAGUGCUAUUGUCAGGGCAGAGGUGAGGAAAUGGACGAUGUUGUGCAAUUCCAGGGCGUCACAUGAGAGUUGCUGUGUGAUGCCGUAAGAUGAACACCAGCAACAUCAGCAAGAUCGCGUUCCACCGAGAACAAUGGGAGAGUCGACAACGGCUACAAACCCGUAUCUUCAGGGCAACUGUAGCUGUAGGUGUCCUGGACGCCGUGUGGGUCGUGUUCGUCAACCUCCUCCUGAUAGGCGUCAUCCUCACAUCCAGGAGGCUCCGGGGUGUGUUCAGAAACCAACUCAUCGUCAACAUAGCUGUGUCAGACCUGAUGAUCGGAGUCAUAUGCAUACCUCUCAAGGUGGACUUUGCCUUAAACCGCAGAUGGAACUAUGGCUGCACCAUGCAUGUGGCUUAUCAAAUCAUUGAGAAUUAUCUACAGAUUUUUGUAGCGAGCUGGUGCGUUGUCAUGGUCAACUUCGACUUCAUAUUAGAGAGGCUUCAAAUAGCCCGUCCCCGGUUGUCCCGGAGCUGCAGGACUCUGUUGUCGGUGCAACUCUUAGCGUUACCAUGGGCUAUUGCAUGCAUUGUUAUCAUGCCAAUAAUAUUUGCAAGCCUACAUCCUUUAUGGUCCGUCAGCUCAUGGAGUGAGCGAUACUGUCCAAUACUUCUGGUCAGAUGGGCGACUGUGACAUUAUCUGUGUUGUGCUUCUUCCUGCCUGGCAUCAUCAUCCUGUUCCAGGUGGGGACGAUCUUAGCUGUCUUUUACAAGAAGAGACCAGCAGGGGUGGCAAGUCUUGGUCUGCUGACGUAUUCCGACUCUGCCAGGGACACUGCCGUCAUUACCAGUGCCAGCUUGGUGACAGUCUUCAUGUUAUGUGGUGAGGAGAUAUGGUUCGUCAUGGCCGACUACAUGGGAUCGUCAUGGACGUACCACACCAUGAUUAUAUCCGGCUUUAUCUUUGGCGUAUGCGCAGACAUAAAAUCUGCAGUGCUUCCAAUUGUAUGGAUGGCUCUUCCGGAAAUAUGGGAAAAUAUCAAGUCUAACCUCAGAUGGAGGCCAUGGCGGCAGUACGUGCAGCAUCAUGACGUCGAGGUGACGUAUUACAGAAACUAUGGAGACGAUCUGAGCCCAUGACGCGAGCGUCAUGUCUUUGUAGUGACGUAGUAAUAAACCUAUGUAGGCGAGCAGAGCCUGUGACUUGUCCAGCACGACGUCAUGUUGACGUGCUAGUUUAUGUGACGACAACCAGGACCUGACCGUGCAUCGUACGUCAGAUGACGUAGUUCAGAGACUGUGGAAGCCCAUAGUGAUGCAUGACAGAACCUUGGGUAACGAUCGUAGUAAAUGAUUCGGGUCCCUAAUCAAUAUGUUAUAUAUCUUUAUUUGUAAUCCUGCAGCUAGGAAUAUCUGCAAUGGGUAUCCCCAUGGCUAAUACUUUGUAUGAGUAUAUCUGAGAGGGACAACUGCUAGUGAGCAUAUCGAUGUAAAGAGAGGCACAUGCCCUUCAAUAUUUGCAUAUUACAUCUAUAUUGUAACAAACAAUAAACCUAUUUUCACUCGA